CUCAUAUCGACGACGACGACGAAACACGUUUCGUUUUGCAUGGGCAGUGUAUUUUUAAGAUUCCAACAAUGAAGCUGAAGGACGUGGAAUUCGCGCCCCUAUGCGUACCAUUCAAGCGGAGGCUCGAGACGCUCGCGGCCGCCGGAUGGAUUUACUUGGUGGUAUUCGGAGGACUAACCGGGUGGGCUGUUUUCUUGUACAUUUUAAUGGCCACACGGUUUUGGUGGGCAGCACUCAUAUACGGUUUAUGGAUCUACCUCGACCGGUCUGUAGCGUGGAAUAGCCCGGAAAGAUUUCGCUUUAUAAGAAGAUUGGGAUGGUGGACCCACUUUAAGAACUACUUUCCAGUAUCUCUAGUAAAGACUCAUGAUUUGCCAGCUGAUAAAUCGUAUCUAUUUGCCACUUACCCUCACGGUGUAUUGUGUGCUGGAUCAUUUUCUAACUUUGCAACAGACGCGGGACAAUUUUCCGAACUAUUUCCCGGUCUCACGUCGUAUCUUAUAACGCUCAAUUUACACUUUUGCAUGCCAUUUAGCCGUGAAAUUGGCAUAGGUUUAUGUCUUCAAGAAUCGUCGGAAAAAAGUUUGAUGAAUUUAUUGGAUAAUAAGAAAGGAAACGUUGCUGUUCUUAUGGUAGGAGGUGUUUCCGAAGCGUUCAAGUCUUUUCCAGGACCGUACCAUCUCAUAUUAAAAAAUAGGAAGGGAUUUAUCCGAGUUGCAUUACAAACUGGGGCGUCUUUAGUGCCUGUGUUUUCUUUUGGUGAGACAAAUGUCUACGGAAUGGGCCAAGCGGAGCCAAAUUCAUUCUGGGAUAAAGUGUUGAAAUUAAUCAAAUGGAAAAGCGGAAAUAAAGUACCAGUAGGACGUGGAUUUUUCCAAUAUAGUUUUGGUAUUGUGCCCCGCAGACAUCCAAUUGUAACUGUUGUGGGUAAGCCAAUUGAUGUUCCAAAAAUUGUUAAACCAGAAAAAGAAGAUAUUGAGAAGUACCACCAAAUAUUUAUUGACGAGUUGACUAAACUAUUCGAAGAACAUAAAACUAAAUACUCAAAACAUCCCGAUGAAAUGGAGUUGGUAUUGGAUUAAAUAAAAUAUGUUAUAUUAUAUAUUUUUACAGUCAUAUUUUCCUGAAAAUUAAUUUAUAGUUAUCUGAUAUUCUUAAUGUUGCAACUGUUUACUUGUUAUUAUUGUAUUCCUUUAAAUAUUUUUUAUUUGUAUUUAAUUUAAUGAUUUUAUUUAGGUGAAUGUGUCUUAACUGUAAUUGAGCUCAGUUUUAUUUUUGUAUUUGAAUUAUAAAGUACCUGCCAACC
Acyrthosiphon pisum (pea aphid) is the source of this 1306-nucleotide messenger RNA. Its product is annotated as diacylglycerol o-acyltransferase-like. The transcript is spliced from 6 exons. Gene Ontology annotation, cellular component: endoplasmic reticulum membrane. Gene Ontology annotation, molecular function: diacylglycerol O-acyltransferase activity. The coding region runs from base 69 to 1082 and encodes 337 amino acids. The record is from RefSeq and is marked provisional. Gene Ontology annotation, biological process: triglyceride biosynthetic process. NCBI's taxonomy places the organism in Eukaryota, Metazoa, Arthropoda, Insecta, Hemiptera, Aphididae.